AUGGCUGACACUGUGGUAGAAACACGUUCUGAGCGAUGGAAAUACCUGGACCGGGUCCGGGCAACCGCUGGGCCGUUCACGCCCGUGGAGGCCGGAUACGAGGCGGAGAAUGUAAUCCCGAGUGUCGAUAGAAUGAAGAUCCUGGUAAUCGGCGCGGGCGGCCUCGGCUGCGAGAUCCUCAAAGACCUGGCCCUGUCGGGGUUCAAGGACAUUCACGUCAUCGACAUGGACACCAUCGACAUCUCGAACCUCAACCGACAGUUCUUGUUCCGCAAGUCCGAUGUUGGCAAAUACAAGGCCGAGGUAGCAGCGCAGUUUGUCAUGCGGCGCGUGCGCGGCGUCACCAUCACGCCGCACAACAAGCGCAUCCAGGACUUUGACGAAGACUUUUACAUGCAGUUUCAGAUCGUCGUGUGCGGCCUGGACAGCAUCGAGGCGCGGCGCUGGAUCAACGCGACGCUCGUCAGCAUGGCCGAGUCGGACGAGACAAACGACGGCAUCAAGCCGCUGAUCGACGGCGGCACCGAAGGUUUCAAGGGCCAGGCCCGCGUCAUCAUCCCGUCCAUCACGUCGUGCAUCGAGUGCCAGCUCGAUAUGCAUGCGCCCCGUGCUGCUGUGCCGCUGUGCACGAUUGCCAGCAUUCCGCGGCAGCCCGAACACUGCAUCGAAUGGGCCCACGUCAUCGCCUGGGACAAGGAGAAGCCGUUCCCGGCGCUCGACAAGGACGACCCAGAGCACAUUUCGUGGCUCUACCAGAAGGCGCUGAUCCGCGCCAGCGAGUUUAACAUUGCAGGCGUCACGUACGCGCUGACGCAGGGCGUCGUCAAGAACAUUAUCCCGGCCAUUGCGUCGACCAACGCCGUCAUCGCCGCCAGCUGCUGCAACGAGGUCCUCAAAUUCGCCACAAGCGUCGUGCCCCCAUUCGGCGACGAGGCCAACUACAUGAUGUACUCGGGCAACGAGAGCAUCUACACGUACACAUUCAAGCACGAGCGCAAAGAGGACUGCCCCGUGUGCUCCGAGGACCAGAAGGCGCGGCCGUUGCCGACGGAUCUCAACAUGACGCUCGGCGAGUUCCUCGACUCAUUUAGCGACCGCCCCGAGGCGCAGUUGAAGAAGCCGUCGAUUCGCGCCGAGGGCAAGACUCUCUACAUGCGCAGCCCGCCGAGUUUGGAGCAGCAGACGCGGCCCAACCUCGACAAGACCCUCACAGAUCUAAAACUAGAGCACGGCUUUGAAGUGGUCAUCACAGACCCAGCGUUCCCCAGCCUGGUUUUUAGUUUUAUUUUGACGCCCAAGGCGUGA
Molecule: messenger RNA, 1305 nt
Organism: Sporothrix brasiliensis 5110
Lineage: Eukaryota; Fungi; Ascomycota; Sordariomycetes; Ophiostomatales; Ophiostomataceae
Product: ubiquitin-activating enzyme E1 C
Exons: 2
Coding region: 1-1305 (434 amino acids)
Biological process (GO): protein neddylation
Cellular component (GO): nucleus; cytoplasm
Molecular function (GO): NEDD8 activating enzyme activity
Source: RefSeq, a predicted model, not a curated record